Messenger RNA from Daphnia carinata, 713 nucleotides. RefSeq lists its product as uncharacterized. The record is from RefSeq and is a predicted model, not a curated record. The coding region runs from base 31 to 633 and encodes 200 amino acids. NCBI's taxonomy places the organism in Eukaryota, Metazoa, Arthropoda, Branchiopoda, Diplostraca, Daphniidae. The transcript has 3 exons.
GUCGUUUAAUGUGUGCGUUGCUCUGAUACAAUGAGGAAGACAACCCCAACGCCUCAAGUUUAUACUGAUCGCAAAGCGUCUUCUGCCCUGGUUUUAUCCUCGUUAUCGUUCGUCACUGUCAUCGUAUUCGUCCUCAUGUUUCUGCUCAGAGAAAAGAUUUCAAAAAUGGACAAACGAAGUGUCGGUCGCUGUUUCAAAUGGGCGCGCAAGAAAGUUAAAAAGACGCGAAAAGUCUUAUCGGAAAAACGUAAAAAAAAACCAGAGGCCAAAAUAAACGUUGAAGUGUUGGACACGAGUAAGCAGUCGAAAGAGCAACACCUUUACGCCACCAUCGAUGAAAGCCGGAAAGCUGCGAAAAAGAAACGUAGCCCGAGUCGUGCAAGUGAUGAUUCAGAUUUCUCAACAUCGGAGAAUGCAAUCGAUGAUAAUGCUGUGGUAGCUGUGGAGUUACACGCGUAUCAGUCGGUGGCUUUGGAAUCGUACAAGACACCGUCGAUGCUCGAGGAAGUUAAUUUGCAUGCCGUAACGAGUGUGACCUAUGGUUCGGAGAAAAACAUGGAACACCUUGUUGAUCAAACAACUGGCUGUCAAAUUUAUGAUGAAAUAGGAGACGAAAGAAAAACUACUUAUUAGCUGUUCACAUAAGAUUAAAAUACUGUGUUACACGCCUCUAACCAAGAAAAACAAAUAUAAAUGCCUGAUUCGUUUUAGAA